Molecule: messenger RNA, 1347 nt
Organism: Bemisia tabaci
Lineage: Eukaryota; Metazoa; Arthropoda; Insecta; Hemiptera; Aleyrodidae
Source: RefSeq, a predicted model, not a curated record
AUGACAGGUCUCAAAAUGUUGCUGCUGCUAGCGGUUGUCAACCGGGUGAUGGCGGCCGGAAUUUCCGUCGAUGAACUCGCGAGGAGAAUCGACGGAAUAUUGCGAGUGAAACGUGAGCUACUCGACACUGAUCCAGGUCCAAAUAUAGCUCACGAAUAUGUGAGCGGAAUCGAUGAGAUAUUGCGAAUAAAACGUGAGUUGCCUGAUGUUAGUUCUGGUCCUAUUGAGAUCAGUGUUGAUGGGGUCCACGAAUGGAGGGCCCCAGGCCCAUUUGAUGAGCGGGGCCCUUGUCCGGGUUUGAACGCCCUGGCAAACCACGGCUACAUCCCGCGCAGUGGUGUGGUCAGUAUUGGCGAAGCCACCUCAGCGUGCUGGGGAGUCCUAGGAAUGGGGUUAGACGCUGCCCUUGUCCUCAGCGUCUACGCCAGUCUCGUCUGUGGCCUCCUUCCUUCAUUCAGUAUCGGAGGCAAAUCCAAAAACAAUUCCCUGGGCCUUGGCGACUGCCAAGGGCUCAAAAAUACUCACAACAGGAUGGAGGGCGAUGUUUCGCCGACGCGGAGGGACAAAUACGUUGAUGGUGACUCUACACAUCUCUAUCUUCCCUAUUUCAAGCAACUCCUGGAUAUGACGACGAACGAUACCAUCACCUAUGAAAAUAUGACGAAUUUUCGCAAGACUCGGCUAAUGAAUAGCAUCAACACGAAUCCUUAUUUACUUAUCAAUCCCGUCACAUUCUUUCUUGCUAUCCUUACGUACUUACUACCCCUUCGGUGCUUGUUCAAAUCAAACUACCCAUCGUGCACUCCAAAACCGUGCAUCGAUCAUGGGACGAUGAUGUCAUUCUUCGCGGUCAGCAGAAAUGACAAUGGUAGUUUGGCGUACUUUGCAGGCCACGAACAAAUCCCAGAAAAUUGGUACAGAGUUCCCUAUGGAGAAGAGUACGACCUUAAAAAGGCGAAUGAAGAUGUCAUCGCCACGAUAGUGAAUGAUCCGACUUUACUUAAAUUCGGGGGCAACACUGGCGAGAAUAAUUCCUUUGUUGGUGUCGAUGUCGGUGACCUAUCGGGUGGCCUUUACAAUGCCAAGAAUCUUUUAGAAGGCAAUAAUUUGCAAUGUUUUAUAUAUCAGAAUCUACAAUUAACGGCCCUCAGUUCAUUGACAGCGAUCUUCGGCAAAGUUACUGAAAGUAUUACCCCCGUUGUCGAAAAAUUGUUAGACACAAUAUUCGGGGGCAAGCUCACACUUGGCUGCCCAAAAUUGCAAGAUCAACCAUCACUCUUCUCUGGGUUCCCAGGCUACAGCAUGUCUAACGCGUCCUGCUCGGCCAACACGACUGGUUAUGACUGA